This is a messenger RNA of Aspergillus terreus NIH2624, 1107 nucleotides long. Its product is annotated as GTPase-activating protein GCS1. Lineage: Eukaryota; Fungi; Ascomycota; Eurotiomycetes; Eurotiales; Aspergillaceae. The coding region runs from base 1 to 1107 and encodes 368 amino acids. Gene Ontology annotation, biological process: regulation of endocytosis; regulation of ARF protein signal transduction. The record is from RefSeq and is a predicted model, not a curated record. The transcript is spliced from 3 exons. Gene Ontology annotation, molecular function: GTPase activator activity. Gene Ontology annotation, cellular component: Golgi membrane.
AUGUGGGAUGUUGAUCCAGAGACUAAGGCCAAGGCCUCCCCUAAGUUCGGUACCUUCAUCUGCCUGAACUGCGCCGGCACUCACCGCGGCCUCGGCGUGCACAUCUCCUUCGUCCGCUCCAUUACCAUGGACGCCUUCAAGGUCUCGGAACUUCAGCGCAUGGAGCAGGGGGGAAACGACACUUGGAAGUCCUUCUUCGAUGCCCACCCCAUCACACAAUCCGAGGGUCGCACCUUCGAGGACUCGACCAUCAAAGAGCGCUACGAGGGUGACGUCGGCGAGGAAUACAAGGAGCGGCUCUCCGCCAAGGUCGAAGGCCGCGAAUACGUCCCCGGUCAGACGAUGAAGAAGUCUAAACCUCCCGUCGCAGACAACCAACCCUCGCGAUCAAGCACCCCCCUCAUGAACUCGCGCGGUGGCCGCGGCUCGCCCGCCUCCCACGAUGGCUUCGGCGGCGUCGACGGCGGCCGCAAGGAACGCAACGAAGCCUACUUUGCACGUCUAGGGUCCGAAAAUGCCACCCGCUCCGACUCCGUCCCGCCGUCUCAGGGUGGAAAAUUCACUGGCUUCGGCGGCGGAAUGCCCGUCUCAUCGCCGUCUUCGCAGUCUUCGGCCGGCGGCCCCAUCCCCGGUUUCGAUGACUUCCAGAAGGACCCCAUGGCCGCAUUGACCAAGGGCUUUGGAUGGUUCACCACGGCGGUCGGGAAGAGCGCCAAGACUGUGAACGAUAGUUAUAUUCAGCCCACGGCGAAAGACGCCCAAGCCCGCCUCCAUGCCGCACAACUAGGCCAAAACCUCCAGGUCGGCGCCCGCGGUGCCGCCGACUCCUUUAACCGGUUUGUCGAGGGCCCCGAUGACGCGGGUGGCAGCGGGGCGCGCCGUCGCCAGGACCCCGAGCGAAAGGACUUCUGGGAUGACUUCUCAUCUCUCGGGGGACAGGAAUCGCACCGUCGUAAUACGUCCCGGUCGAGUGCAGUCGGUACGACGGCCAUGAAGCCGGGUCCGACGUCUUCGCCUGCGACGGGUGGCGGGAGCGCCGCCGGCGGCGCGUCGGGAGGCUCUGCGGCCACGGGGAAGGGACAGGAUGAAUGGGAUGAUAAUUGGUGA